GGAGAGGGUGUGGCCGCAGUGACUGACAGGAUGAUAAGGAAUGGACUUAUGGUAAGAUUAUCCAAGGAAAAGCAGUACGAGUACUUAUUGAAGACCUACGACCUCUACUGCCCAACGUCAGACGACGUCAUGCAGUUCCUGUUGAAUUACAGGUUUUAUGUACCUUGAACUAUAUAGCUUUUGGUUCAUACCAAAAGCGAGUUGGUCAAUACUAUUUGUCAUGCUUGGCUCAGUCAACAGUUUGCAAAGCUAUACGCAAUGUUGUCAAUGCAUUGAAUGAUUUAAUGCCUGACUGGAUUCAAUUUCCAAUUGGAGAUGCUGAAAUUCAAAAUGUUAAAGAAAGUUUCUGGACACACACGCAAUUUCCUGGCAUUAUUGGCGCAAUAGAUGGAACUCAUGUAGCAAUUGUUCCACCAAAUGCUGAGAGAGAGCAUCUCUACAUUAACCGGAAAUUAUAUCAUUCGCUGAAUGUUCUUAUUGUAUCGGAUUACGGGGGUAGAAUGUUGACUGUGAAUGCUGCCCAUGGUGGAAGAACGCACGAUGCCAGAGUUUGGAGAGCAUCUCUUGUAUCAAACCACCUGCAAGAGAUGUAUACUGCAGAACGAAGAGAUGCUUGGCUCUCUUGGGUGAUAGUGCCUACCCAUUAUUACUCUAUUUGA
Molecule: messenger RNA, 659 nt
Organism: Cephus cinctus (wheat stem sawfly)
Lineage: Eukaryota; Metazoa; Arthropoda; Insecta; Hymenoptera; Cephidae
Product: putative nuclease HARBI1
Exons: 6
Coding region: 285-659 (124 amino acids)
Source: RefSeq, a predicted model, not a curated record